CACCACCCGGCUCCUCGGGAACAGAGAGAGGCAGGAAUGAAGGAAUCGCUCCAAGGUCACCUGGGCAGGUGCUCCAACACCCGGCACGGACCCUCCAGCAGCCCCGGGAAGGUGCCCUGGGAGAGCCCCGGGCUCCGGGAAUCUCUGAUGGACACGAGCACACCCGGAAUUCUGGAUGGUGGACACGGAAACCCAAAAACGCUGCAUGGAACUGGGGCCUGCCGGGACCCCACGGCCCGGGAAUGGCAUGGGAAGGUCCAUCCCAACCCAGCCAGUCUGGAUCCUGGAAUUCCCAGAGCCCCCGGAGCAAGGGAUGGCACCAGCAGAGCCCCCGGGACGUGGUGACCCCUCAGAGCCCACACAGGGACACGGGGCAGUGCCAUCCCCGGGAGUGCCCGGUCCCAGCUGACCCCGGGAUAACCCCCGGCCCGCUCCCGGAGCCGCCGCUGCCCGCCGGGAGCUGCGGGGAUGCCCCGGCGCCGGGCAGUGCCCACGCUGGCCUCGCUGUGCCUGCAGAGCCUGGCCCAGCACAUGCAGAGCCUCUGGGCCAAGGACUACAGUGACAACUACCUGGACGAGUACGAGUUCCGCUUCCUCGUGGGCCCCUUCAAUGACUUGGCCUGCGGGCUGGUGCAGGAGCUGCUGCGGGUGCUGGGUGCCAGCCGGCGCCUGUCGCGCGCGGCGCUGCACCUGCUGCUGCUGCCUCACCUGCGCCAGCUCAGCCUGCGGCCCUGCCCCAGCCUGGCCAACAACGCCCUGGGGCACCUCAUCGUCCUGCGCUGCCAGGGCCUGAGUUCCCUGGACCUGGGGGGCUGCGGGCGGCUCUCGCCGGCCGUGCUGGUGGACGUGGCCGAGGGGCUGCCCCGGCUGAGCCGCCUGGGGCUGGCACACACGCAGGCCAACGUGCAGGUGCUGUCGGCCGUGGGCUCCUGCUGCCGCCUCCUGCGGGAGCUCGACGUGUCGGGCUGCAAGAAGGUGACCCCGCGCGCCCUGCGGCACCUGGGCUACGACCCCCUGGCGCGGACCCCCGGCUGCCCCGCGCUGCGAGUGCUGCUGGCCCGCGACCUGGAGCCCACCGGCGACGGGGACGCGGUGGCCGCCGUGGCCUUCCUGCUGCUGGCCCUGCCGCAGCUGGAGGUGCUGGCACACGGGGCCGUGCCGGACGCGCUGCGCCUGCUCCACGCGGGGCAGCUGGACGGCACCGCCGACCCCGAGGGCUUCCCGGGGCUGCAGGAGCUGGCGCGGGGCCGGGGGGCGGCGCCGGGGGGGUCCCCGCUCACUCUGCCCCUGCGGCAGCUCGAGGAGCUGGAGGAGGACGCCCUGGGCACCGUCCGCGCCGUGUGUCCCCGGGCCGAGGAGCUCAGCGCGUGGCUGGGGGACGGGCCCGGCCCCGCGGGGCUGCGGGAGCUGCCGGGCUGGCAAUGCCUGUCCCGGCUGACGCUGGGCUGUGCCGGCCGGCACGGCCGGGCGCUGGCAGAGGUGCUGCCGCUGGCGGAGGCCCUGGGCGCCCGCCUGCACGCCCUGACCCUGCACGGCUUCAGCUGCCCGGACCCGCUGUCGCUGCCCGCCCUGCUCUCCAGCUGCCCCAGCCUGCAGAGCUUCAGCACCGAGCUGCAGGUGCCGCCGGACCCCCACGCCCCCGCCGAGCCCCCCGCCCCGCCGCCCCGCUGGGCCACCGACCUGCUGCCCCUGGGGCUGCCCCAGCUCCAGAGCUUCUCGCUGGCCCUGGCCGGGCCCGUGCCAGCCGCACACGUGCCGGUGCUGAGCGCCACGCUGGCCUCGGUGCUGAGCCGGGCCCCGCGGCUGCAGACGCUGCGCCUGCUCACCCUGCCCUUCCCGCUGGACUCGGUGCUGGAGCCGGAGCUGGGGCAGCUGGGGGAGCUGCAGGAGCUCUCGCUGGCCGGGAGCCACGUGUCCCCCCACACCGUGUGGCACUUGCUGGGCUCCGAGGGGCCACUGCGGCGCCUGGACCUGUCCCGCUGCCCCCACAUCCACCGGCGUGACUACGACGGGUUCCUGCAGUUUGUGCAGAGGCAGCGCCUGGACCUGGACAUCGCCUGGGAGUGACGGCACCGGGGGCUUUAAUAAAGGGGUCACAGUCCCA
Molecule: messenger RNA, 2104 nt
Organism: Empidonax traillii (willow flycatcher)
Lineage: Eukaryota; Metazoa; Chordata; Aves; Passeriformes; Tyrannidae
Exons: 5
Coding region: 469-2067 (532 amino acids)
Biological process (GO): SCF-dependent proteasomal ubiquitin-dependent protein catabolic process
Cellular component (GO): SCF ubiquitin ligase complex
Source: RefSeq, a predicted model, not a curated record